This is a messenger RNA of Tarenaya hassleriana, 1221 nucleotides long. RefSeq names its product protein EXORDIUM-like 1. NCBI's taxonomy places the organism in Eukaryota, Viridiplantae, Streptophyta, Magnoliopsida, Brassicales, Cleomaceae. The coding region runs from base 89 to 1021 and encodes 310 amino acids. The transcript has a single exon. The record is from RefSeq and is a predicted model, not a curated record.
UCUUCUUCUUCUUCUUCAUCAUCAUCAGCUUCUAGGGUUUUUCCUUUGCAUCUGGGUUUCUCUGUUUUAUUGGUUUUAAGUCUGAAAAAUGGGGUCUUUUUUGUUGGGUUUCAAGAUCGGGUUCUUGUUCUUCUUGUUCGGUCUUGUGUUCCAGUGUUUGGACGCAAGGACAGUAGUGUCGGAUUCGGACGAAACGCUGUCGUUUCGGUAUCACAAAGGAGCUCUUCUCACCGGAGAUGUCUCCGUCAACCUCAUCUGGUACGGCAAGUUCAGGCCGUCGCAGCGAGCCAUCAUCACGGACUUUAUAGCGUCGCUUGCUUCUCACCGGACGAAGAUGACGGUCCAACCAUCUGUUGCCACGUGGUGGAAGACAGUGGAGAAUUACUACCACGUCAGCAAGAGCCGACUCCUCUCCCUCUCCCUCGGAAAACAGAUCCUUGACGAGGAAUAUUCCAUGGGGAAGUCACUCUCGGAGAAACACAUCAAGGCCUUGGCAGGGAAGGGCGGUCAGAACUACGCGGUCAACGUCGUCUUAACCGCAGCUGACGUGGCGGUCACCGGUUUCUGUGUCAACCGGUGCGGGUCGCACGGGUCGGGUACGUCUUCAAGGAGGUCAAAGUUCGCGUACAUCUGGGUCGGGAACUCGGAGACUCAAUGCCCGGGUCAGUGCGCGUGGCCGUUCCAUGCGCCGGUGUACGGACCACAGAACCCGCCGCUGGUUGCGCCGAACAAUGACGUGGGCAUCGACGGAGUGAUCAUCAAUCUGGCUAGCCUUUUGGCUGGAACCGCCACGAACCCGUUCGGAGAUGGGUACUUUCAGGGCCCUAAAACGGCGCCGCUUGAGGCGGCGUCGGCUUGUCCGGGAGUGUACGGAAGAGGGGCUUAUCCUGGUUACGCGGGGAGCUUGCUGGUCGAUUCAGAGACGGGAGGCAGUUUCAAUGCUCACGGUGCAAACGGCAGGAAGUUCUUGCUCCCGGCUCUGUUUGACCCGGAAACAUCUACUUGUUCUACUCUGGUCUGAGGGAGAUGGGACAUUUUGCAGAGCUGAAGUUUUUCUUUCUACAUUAUUACCAUAAACUUGAAUCGUGAAGAGUGGGAGAGAGAUAUAUAUCUAUAUUCUUUUAUUGGUUAUUCUUUUUGUUCCAUAGUUUAGUAAUAAAAAAUUUGUUUAAAAUCCUGUUUGGCCUACAAAACACAAAACAAAGUAUUUUUUUAUUAUAA